Messenger RNA from Amborella trichopoda, 657 nucleotides. NCBI's taxonomy places the organism in Eukaryota, Viridiplantae, Streptophyta, Magnoliopsida, Amborellales, Amborellaceae. The record is from the annotation of a RefSeq genome assembly.
AUGGGACAGAAAAUAAAUCCACUUGGUUUCAGACUUGGCACAACCCAAAGUCAUCGUUCCCUUUGGUUCGCACAACCAAAGGAUUAUUCGAGGAAUCUACAAGAAGAUGAAAAAAUACGGGAUUGUAUCAAGAAUUAUGUACAAAAACACAUGAGAAUAUCCUCAGGGUUCCAAGGAAUUGCACGUCUAGGGAUUCAAAAAAGAAUCGAUCUCAUCCAGGUCACAAUCUAUAUUGGGUCCUCCAAUUUGUUAAUUGAGGGCCCAACCCGAGGAAUCGAAGAAUUACGAACAGAUGUACAAAAAAAGUUAAAUUCUAUGAACCGGAGACUCAACAUUACUAUCACAAGAAUUGCAAGACCCUAUGAACAACCUAAUAUUCUUGCAGAAUAUAUUGCUCUGCAAUUAAAAAAUAGAGUUUCAUUUCGAAAAGCAAUGAAAAAAGCUAUUGAAUUAGCUGAACAAGCAAAUACAAAGGGGAUUCGGGUACAAAUUGCGGGGCGUCUGAACGGAAAAGAGAUUGCCCGUGUCGAAUGGAUCAGAGAAGGCAGGGUUCCCCUACACACUAUUCGAGCUAAAAUUGAUUAUUGUUCUUAUAUGGUUCAAACUAUCUACGGGGUAUUAGGGAUCAAAAUUUGGAUAUUUGUAGAUGAAGAAUAA